Molecule: messenger RNA, 4338 nt
Organism: Papilio xuthus (Asian swallowtail)
Lineage: Eukaryota; Metazoa; Arthropoda; Insecta; Lepidoptera; Papilionidae
Gene: Tmem131
Product: Transmembrane protein 131
Exons: 19
Cellular component (GO): membrane
Source: RefSeq, a predicted model, not a curated record
UCUGCUUAUUCUGACAGUUUCAUUUUCAUCCGAUCUGUGGUUGGUUUUCGUAUCACGAAUUUCACUUGAAAACUUGGAUGUUUAACGCAAUUUAAUGAGUCGAAGUGCGAAAGUUUGAUUUUAACGUAAAACUAUUUAAAGAAAGCAAUGUGAAUAAUUAUCCGUGUUCUACGAAAAUACGCGGAAAUGUGUCGAGGAAUGUUAUGGUGUUAUGUUCUUGCAUUGACGUUAGUGGAUAUUUCACCGCAUACAAAAUUGACAGCUCAUGGGAAAAGUCAUGAUGCCACAUUACAUGACACUCUCAUAGAAGGAUUAAAUUUUCAAGAAUGGGGCGGCUCGGGGCUGGCGGAGGCGGGCGCGGCGGGGGCGGCGGCGCCGGAGGGCGUAGCGCUGCAGCCGGCGGCUUUGCACUUCGGGCCGGCCGCGCUCGCCGUGCCACACUUGCGCUCCGUCACUCUCACCAACACCGGCAACGCCACACUGCACCUCGCCUCCGUCGCCGGCACCACGCCGGAUUUCCAUGCUUCCUUCUUCGAGUCUAAGACGCUGGCGCCGCUCGCCAACACCACCUUCAGCGUGGUGUACCUGGGCCGGCGCGCGGGGCACGUCGCAUCGCACCUCUACAUACACACCUCGCUCGGCGUCUACAAGUACCCCGUGUCCGCGGUGGGCGUGGCCAGCGAGUACGAGGUGUGGCCGCUGGUGGGCGUGCGCGUGCCCGUCAACGCCUCCGUGGAGCCCGUGCUCUCGCUGCACAACCCCACCGACCACGUCAUACAGGUGCGGGAGGUGUACUCGUCGGGCGCGUGGGUGGGGCUGCAGCUGCCGGCGGGCGGGGCCAGCGCGCCGCGCGACGUGUGGGCCGUGCCGCCGCACGCCACGCGCGACAUCGUGCGUCUGCGUCUGCGUCUGCCGCCGCCCGCCACCGACCUCGACGACUCCGAGGCGCAGCGCCCCCUCACCGCCUACGUGAGGGUGAAGGCGAACGUGCCGGGCGGCGCGCUGGUGGUGUGCGUGGAGGCGCGCGCGGCGCCCGCCGGCGAGCACGCGGCGCCGCUGCACCUGCACAUGCGCGCGCGCGGCUCGGAGGACCCCGCACUCACGGUGCGGCUGCGGGCGGGCAACAGCGCGCGCAGCGGCGUGCGGCUGGAGGCGGCGGUGCGCGGCGCGCGCUGCGUGCCGGAGCCGCACGCGCCGGGCGACCCCUGCGAGCCGGAGCACGCGCACGCGCACGCGCACAACGGUGUGUACGGGAGGGAGGUGUUCGCUUGUGGGGGCGCGGCGGAGGGCGCGGCGGGCGCGCGGCUGGCGGUGCUGCGCGCGGACCUGCCUCCGCUGCACGACUUCACCGACGUCGCGGACCUCACUCUGAACUUGACGCGAGGUGUCGCGUGUUGCAGCUUCGUGCGGGGGGCGGGCGGCGGGGCGCUGCGGGCGGUGUCGCUGCGCGCGCACAACACGAGCCCGCUGCCGCUGCACGUGGCCGGCGUGGAGCUGUCGGCCGACGCCGCGCCCUACUUCCAGGUGACGGAGGCGGGGCCGCGCGUGGUGGGCGCGGGGCGGAGCGCGGCGCUGGCGCGGCUGCAGCCGCUGCCGGCGGCGCUGCGGGACAACGUGACGCUGGCCGGCGCCGUCACGCUGCGCACCAACCUCUCGCACUACCGUGUCCCGCUGCUCGUCUACAGCGGCCGCUUCCUCCUGGAGUGGGAGUGGCCGUGGGGCGGGGAGGGCGGGGAGGGCGGUGAGGGCGGCGCUGUGUCGCUGGGCGCGCUGGGCACGUCUGCGUCGCGGCGCGUGGGCGUGCGGCUGCGCAACCCCGGGCCGGCGCCGCUGUGCGCUCUGGAGCUGGCCGCCGAGCUGUCCGCCGGCUCCGCGCAGUUCACUCUGGCCGGCUGCCCCGCGGCUCCGCCUGACCACCCUUGCCGCUGUGUGGAGGGCGGUGCGUGGGCGCAGGCGUGGCUGGUCGUGUUGGCGCCCGCGCGCGGCGGCGAGCUGCGCGGGCACGUGCGCGUGCGCAGCCAGCACGCCAGCACCGACGCCACGCUGUCGCUGCGCGCGCUGCCGGGCCGCCUGCACGCGCCGCCGCUGCGCCUGCCCGACGCCGCGCCGUUCGCGUGGUCGGCGGCCGAGCUGGUGCUGGAGAGCACCAUGGAGCUGGAGAUGUUCGUGACGAACGUGACGCAGCCGGCGCCCGACCCCGCGCUCUCCUACAUCGCGCCGGCGGGAGGGCGCGCGGCGGUGCGCUUGGGCCGGCAGGCGGUGGGCGCAGUGCGGUACGCGCCCGAGCUCAGCUGCCACCCCGACUGCUACACCGGCCUCGACUUCGACUCUCCCGAGGGGCGGGCGUGGCUGAGCCGGCUGGCGGCGUGCGGCGCGGCGGGCGAGGCGGCGCUGGCGCAGGACGCGGCGCUGGCGGCGCGUCGGCUGGCCGCCUUCCUGCGCCUGCAGCAGCUCCAGCCCGCGCCCACCAACCUGUCGCUGCACCUGCACACCACCGAGGUGAUGCAGAUCCCGGUGUCCGGCUCGGUGCGGCUGCAGUGGCCGCGCGUGUCGGCGGCCGCCGGGGGCGCUGUGGGCGCGGGGGGCGCGGGGGGCGUGCUGGCGGCGGUGGGCGCGACGCGGUUGCUGCGCUUGUGGGCGCGCAACCCGUCCGGCUCGCACUCGCUGCUGCUGCAGCCGGUGGUGGGCGACGACCUGCGCCUACCCGACAUGGCGGGCGGCGAGGAGCGGUGCGGCAACGGCAGCUGCGUGUGGGCGCCGCACGCCUUCCGCCUGUCCGGGUGGCGCGCUCUUCGCGGCGACGUUUCCGAGUGGACGCCCGUGGGCGAGAGCGAGGGCGCGGACUGCCACGUUGCGCCCACGCUGCUGCUGGCGCCGCAUGCGCAGAUCGAGCUGACGCUCACGUUCGCGCCUCGGCAGGCCGCGCUGCUGGCCGCCUACCUGUACCUGCGGGUGGAAAGAAAAAGGAGACUAAAAUUAGACCUCCGGCAAAUCAACUCGACGCCCGUCUUCCUCGUGGACUCGGUGAGCGAGUGCGGCGAGGCGGGCGAGGUGGGCGAGGCGGGCGGCGCGGUAGUGCGCCGCAGCGUGGUGGUGCGCAACACCGGGCGCGUGCCCGUGCGCCUACGCGAGUGGCGCCUCGCCGGCCGCCCCUGUCAGGCGCGCGGCUUCCGUCUGCAGCCCUGCGCGCCCCUCGCCCUCGCGCCCGACGACUCCCGCACCCUGCACCUCGCCUUCGCGCCCGACUUCACGCUCGCCCGCGCCACCGCGCGCCUACAGCUGCGCUCCGACCACGGCCGCGCCGAGUUCCUACUGCAGGCCGCCGUGCCCGCGCGCCUGCUGCCCCGCUGCGCCGCCGCCCUGCCGCGCCCGCCCUGGGAGCCCACGCUGCGCCUCGCCGCCGCGCUCCUCGCCGCUCUCGCCCUCCUCCUCCUCCUCGCCGCCGCCGCCUUCGACGCCGAGCGGCUGCUGCGCCGCGCCCGCGCCUCCCGCGCCUCGCCCCAGCCCCGCGCGCCCCUCGAUCUGCGCCUCGCGCCCAGCCUGCCGCACCGCCCCGCACCCGCGGCGCCCCCGCCGCUCCGCGCCCCGCCGCCCGCGCGCCGCCGCCGGGCCCCGCGCCGUCCCCUGCCGCCGCUGGAUCCCCUCGCGGAAAGGCGCGCCUUCGAGCGAUGGCGCGCCGAGGUGCUACGACGCGCCGACGACGAGGAAUCCCACUCGAGCGAGGAUACGGACUCCGUGUGCGUGGAGGCCGAGCCGCCUCCGGCGAAGGGCGCCGAGCGCGCCGCGCCCUCGCCGGACGAUGAACCGUGCGAGUCGCGGCCCAACACGCCGCCCGACCUCGAGGAGUACGCGCCCGACCCCGAGCCCGACGACGACGAGGACCGGCCCUCCAAUAGCGCCGACGAGGAAUGCAUCUCCACCGGCUCCGAGGGCUCCUCCCCCGCCAGCGUCGAGCCCGAGGAGCGCUCCGAGCCCGAGGAGAGCGAGGCGCCCGUCGAACGAGAUUCGCCCGUCCGAGCGGAUCGGCUCCCUGCCGCGCCGCUCGGCUCGCCGGCCGACACGAGCGCGGAUGUCUCCCCUCGACCGUCGCGAGCGCGGCGCCAGUCGGGCGAGGCGAGCCGGCGCCUAGAGAGGCCGCGCCCCGCCGGCGAUACGGCUCCGGCGCUCAUAAAGACCGCCAAGCAACAUAGUCGCAAGGAAAAGAGCGUGAAACGUCGCGCCGAGCGACCCAGCGCGCCGCCCUCGCGCGGCUCCCCGGCGCCGCUCGAGGUGGAGGUGGCGGGCGUGGGCGCGGGCGCGGGCGCCGGCGCGCCUGCCGUACGCUGGGGCGCCUCCUGG